This is a messenger RNA of Suillus clintonianus, 655 nucleotides long. RefSeq names its product S-adenosyl-L-methionine-dependent methyltransferase. Bases 1 to 639 code for a protein of 212 amino acids. The record is from RefSeq and is a predicted model, not a curated record. Lineage: Eukaryota; Fungi; Basidiomycota; Agaricomycetes; Boletales; Suillaceae. The transcript is spliced from 5 exons. Gene Ontology annotation, molecular function: S-adenosylmethionine-dependent methyltransferase activity.
AUGGUCUUUCAGUCUAAGGUAUUCUCCAAAUUCAGAGAAAUCGUUGCAACUAGUGGAUGGGACGCUACGUGGAAAGAACAGUUGACGCCAUGGGAAAAGUGGGACGGGAUGGAGAUCCAACCCCCUUUGCGGGAAGUUAUUGAAUCUGAUCGGGUGGAAUGGCCCCGACAAGGUCAAGCGCUCGUCCCAGGCUGUGGAAGAGGUAACGACGCAAGGUUCAUCGCGACCAGUCUAGGAUUGAAAGUGAUUGGGAUCGAUAUAUCUCCUAUAGCUGUCGAAGCAGCCCAGCAAGAAACUCCCCACGAGAACGUAUCGUUCCGUGUCGGGGACUUCUUCGCAUCGACAGAUGAGCAGUUCGACUUGAUAUACGAUUACACGUUUUUCGUAGCCCUGCCCCCGUCGAUGCGCUCCGAUUGGGGGAGACAGAUGACCAAGCUCGUCAAGACUGGCGGAUUCCUGAUUACCUUGGUAUUCCCAAUCGAUCCGCAGGUGGACAAUGGGCCACCUUUUUUCGUGAGGCCAAACCAUUACGAAGAAGUUCUGGGAUCUGCAUGGGAGAAAGUUAUUGAUGAAGUGCCUACUGAGUCUUCGCCUACUCACGUAAAUCGGGAUAGGAUGAUAGUUUGGAAACGCCUCUGAACUCGUGAGAGAUAUG